This is a messenger RNA of Dalotia coriaria, 6501 nucleotides long. Its product is annotated as potassium voltage-gated channel protein Shab-like. Gene Ontology annotation, molecular function: protein binding; delayed rectifier potassium channel activity. Gene Ontology annotation, cellular component: voltage-gated potassium channel complex; membrane. The transcript has 8 exons. Gene Ontology annotation, biological process: potassium ion transmembrane transport; protein homooligomerization. The record is from RefSeq and is a predicted model, not a curated record. The coding region runs from base 962 to 4615 and encodes 1217 amino acids. Lineage: Eukaryota; Metazoa; Arthropoda; Insecta; Coleoptera; Staphylinidae.
CGCACGACGGGCGGCACAACACGCUUUCGUUUCGAAAAGUCGGCGAAAAAUAAGGAUAACGCUAUAAUCACGCGGUUUAACUACAAGUGGGUGCGGAUAGUGGAGUGUAACAGCUGAAUCGACGAUAGCAUCAAUUCCCGACCGGAAAACACUGAAAAAAAAAAUCGUAUUAACAUUACGAUUCUGUGCGCGGACACAAUCUGCUUGUGAGAACAAAGAGACAAAGCGUGUUUAAAUAAAAAUAAUCAUAAUAAUAAUAAUGUUGCAUAAAUGAUUUUCAAUCAUUGUGUUGAUUGUGUGUUUGCAAAUGUGAAACUAGUAAACUAUAUCGUCUACAUUGUGUGACAUAUUAGUAAUAUAGUGUAUCGUGCAGGGGAAAAUCAAUGAAAAAACGAGAGAAUGAGCCAAAUGACGAAGCAAUAAACUCAUAUCAGUUCGUUAAAUAUGCAUAAGCGUCGCGGUGCACACACGCUCAUCGCCGCCGCCGAUGUUGAAGCCGUUGCCGCCGCCGCCGCACUAUGAUAACGCUGACAGUGGUAAUAAUGGAACGUUGACCUUUUUUUGUCAUCGAUAGUGUUUGUCCUGUCUGUGCCGGCUGCAAAACAUUCAAUAUUACAAAGGAAACACUAAACUACAACAAAGACAACUCAAUAAUAUUGAUGCAACAAUGAUCGUGUUUGGAUAAUUAAAAGUUUAUAGAUUUUUGUGCGAUUAUAUUUAAAGGGUAGUAGUAGUAGUGGGAUAAUUUAAAGUUGACGAAAACAAAGGAAAAGAAAGGAAUAUGAGUGAAUACAGUGACGAUCAGGAUCAAGGAUGUACGGCAAGUUGGCCCGAUUCCGAACACCAGAUCAGGAUGACACAAAGAAGUGGCGGCGAAGGUAGCGGCGGAUGAGGGCUUGGGAGACCUACCGGCACGGCUAGCAGCGACGCGCACGCGCACCACCCGCAGCAGCAUCAGCAGAUGGUGGGCGAUCGCGACGGCGAUGGACUGGCCGUGCGGUGGGACGACUCAGCGGCGGGCGGCGGGGGCGGCGAGGGGGGAAUGUACCCGACCUCCUCGCCGCCACCGCCGCCCGCGCUUCCGCUGCCGAUGCAGCGUCCGUACUCGCGUUCGAUGUCCUCGCUGCCACCGGAGCCGUUCAUGAUCAUGCGCUCCAAGGCCGUCAAUCGGCGCGUGUGCAUUAACGUCGGCGGCGUGCGCCACGAGGUCCUCUGGCGCACGCUCGACCGUCUUCCGCAUACCCGUCUCGGGCGCCUGCGCGACUGCAACACGCACGAGACGCUCAGCGAGUUGUGCGACGACUACUCGCUCAUCGACAACGAGUACUUCUUCGACCGCCACCCGAAAUCGUUCAGCUCCAUCCUGAACUUCUACCGCACCGGAAAACUCCAUUUAGUCGACGAGAUGUGCGUGCUGGCGUUCUCCGAUGACCUUGAGUAUUGGGGUGUUGAUGAGCUGUACCUCGAAUCAUGCUGCCAGCACAAGUAUCACCAGCGUAAGGAACACGUACACGAGGAAAUGCGAAAGGAAGCCGAAUCUCUCCGACAACGCGACGAAGAGGAAUUCGGCGAGGAUAAAUGCUCGCAGUACCAAAAAUGGCUGUGGGACACACUGGAAAAACCCACAACGUCCAUCACGGCGCGGGUGAUCGCCAUCAUAUCCAUCUUGUUCAUAAUCCUGUCGACGAUCGCGCUCACGCUCAACACGAUCCCGAGCAUGCAGAUGUUGGACGAGGCGGGCGCGCCCAUGGACAACCCGCAGCUGGCGAUGGUGGAGGUGGUGUGCAUCACGUGGUUCUCGCUCGAGUACAUCCUGCGCUUCGGCGCCUCGCCCAACAAGUGGAAGUUCUUCAAGGGCGGGCUGAACGUCAUCGACCUGCUCGCCAUCCUGCCGUACUUUGUCUCGCUAUUUCUGCUCGAGACGAACAAGAACGCCACCGAUCAGUUCCAGGACGUGCGCCGCGUGGUGCAGGUGUUCCGCAUCAUGCGUAUCCUGCGUAUCCUCAAGCUGGCGCGCCACUCCACCGGCCUGCAGUCGCUCGGCUUCACGCUGCGCAACUCGUACAAGGAGCUCGGCCUGCUGAUGCUCUUCCUCGCGAUGGGCGUGCUCAUCUUCUCCUCGCUGGCCUAUUUUGCCGAAAAGGAAGAAAAAGAUACGAAGUUUAUCAGUAUACCGGAGACCUUCUGGUGGGCGGGCAUCACGAUGACCACCGUCGGCUACGGUGACAUUUAUCCGACGACGCCGCUCGGGAAGGUCAUAGGAAGUGUAUGUUGUAUUUGCGGUGUCUUGGUGAUUGCGUUGCCCAUUCCUAUCAUCGUUAACAAUUUUGCCGAAUUCUAUAAGAACCAGAUGCGCCGCGAGAAGGCCCUCAAGCGGCGCGAGGCGCUCGAGCGCGCCAAGCGCGAGGGCAGCAUCGUCUCCUUCCACCAUAUCAAUCUGCGCGACGCGUUCGCCAAGAGCAUGGACCUCAUCGACGUCAUCGUCGACACAGGCCACAACAUACCGGGGAUGGACGGGAUUAGCGGUAGCGAGGGCGGCGACUAUCAGCCGACGGCGACCGCCCAGCAGCCACUCCUCCAGCAGCAGCACGCGGCGACGGCGGCGCCGCCCCCACUCGCGCAAUCAGGUCACGCCCAUCAGCCGUUCAGCGAUGUAGCGUUGCGCCAUAGACGUAGCAACUCUUCCCAAGCACCCUGUCUUCCAAUCAAUGAUGGACCUCCAGUUCCAGUGUCGCCCGUCGGCUCGCAGAAGGCGCUCAAUCAGCACCAGCAGCAGCAGCAGGUGCAGCAACAGCACGACGACCACGAGCAGCAGGUGCACCAGCUGCAACAGUUCCAACAGCAGCAGCAGCAACAGCAGGCGUACCAACAACAACAACGACAACAGCAACAGUUGUAUCAACAGCAAUUGCAACAACAGCAACAGCACCAACUUCAACAACAGCAACAACAACAACGCCUGGUGGAUCUUGCUCCGCCUGAAGAGCAUCAGUUGCAGUUGUGUGCAAUGGCGCCGCUCGCACAGGACGAAACAGUCCUCCUGCCCCCCACUCCCAAAGGAUACAUAUCUCCAGGGGCGGACAGCAAAAAUACCGACUCGAACAAGAAUAAUAAGGUCGACAAAAUUGACGAGUUGCCUAGCGAAUUCGAAUGUUGCUUUUGCACCUCGAAGGAGUAUAAGGACUUCGUCGACGCUGAAGGAUUGAUGCCGACCGGCACCAGCGACUUCCGGCAGCCGGUGUGUUUCGAGAUGCGACAGCUGCGCAGUGCUGAUCUGAUGAACGCAGCUGGAUUCUUUGAUGAAGUGGACGUGCGCAAACCGCUCCUGCCGUACAGUAUACACGCUCUUAAUAACAAUAACAAUAACGGGGCUAACAAUAACCACGCGAGUAAUAACAACAACAACAAUAAUGCUGAAAUGGGCAGUAUGGAUAGUUCGGAUACAUUCGCCAGUUGCCCAACGCAUCCGUUCCUCUCGCAGGGCGAUUUGACAUCUGACAUCGCCGAUGGGAGUUGUGCUAUUGAUAGUAAUCUCUAUGUAAACCCACUGGACAAGAGCGGUGAGAAUAGUCCGGAUGCCCCGAAGGCGGUGCGGCCUGCUGGCGGCGUUAAGAAGUCCGCUUCCGGUGAUACGGCGUUGCGGAACUUGGCUGCGUCGCCAUUAGACGACCAUUAUCGAGAUUUCGCCGCGCUCGAUAGAGGGAGCCGUGUGAGUCUCAACGAAUCGCCAUUACCACAACGACAGCGCAGGACGCGCUUCCAGCAGAGUCAUGGACGGCUGAAGGCGCGUUUCGGUGAUUCGUUGGAGAAUCGCGACUCGCAGGAGAGUCUCUCGCAGGAGCCGACGAAAAAGAAGCGCACGUCCUUUAUGCCAACGCGCGGCCUGGCGUCGGCGACGCGCAUUAUCAAUCAGCACUUGUUUGGCAUCCAGAGCAGCAUUGGCUCGCGUUCAGGUAAAAAUAGCAGCAGUAAAUCGUCGCUGUCAGUCGACUCGAUCGAUUCGCGCGCCUCGCCGCAGCUGGAGAGCAAUCGACGCUCCAAGUCCAUCCUGAAGAAGUCCGACAGUAGCGGGUAUCGCAGUGCGACAGAUCCGGAAAGUGAGCGGCUUAUCUCCGAUGGUGCUUCGGCUGGUGGCGCUGAUGGACAAGGCAGUGGUGGAGAAUCCUCGCCACAUAAAAGAAUGUCUUCACCGCCUGCGGUGCGUGGCAUGGCGACGGUGGCGCCACAUCGUAGAGUAACGCGCCUGCCACCUCCGCCACCCGCCUAUCAACAACAAGCUGAGAGUGGAAUGCGAGCGAUGACUAUGACAAUGAAGUCGCCGCUUUUCUUACUUGAUGAUAUUAUGCAAACGCAGGCACCAACGCAGGCGCAGACAACGCGUCGCUCUCAAGGAGCAGGAUCACGGCAUGGUCAAGCGGUGAAAUACAGCACGGGCGAUACACCGCUGUAUAUUUGUCCACCACCACCGCCUAUGGAAGAUUCCUCGCCCACUGAAGAGACUAAAUUACUCACCGGGGGCGGUGGUAUGUCCACGUCGACUACUGGAAGUGGUGGACGUGGGAUGAAGAACAACGUCGGCGGUUCACAGAAGCGACACAACGCAUCCGCUUCGUAGCAGUGGCGUUACGCGUUUGUACUUUGAUUUCGAUGAACAAUGUGUGCGUGUGCGACAACGACAGCCAAAUGCAAUACCAGAUGGGAUGAUUUUGUCUGUGAUUUUGUGGAACGCAUGACAUGGACUAUGAUUUUGUGAACGAUUAUCUAGCAUCUAAGUCAUUUUGCCAUUUUUGUGCUUUAUUCGCAUCGUUAAGGACAAUUUUUGUCGCUAAAUUGUAAAACUUGUACAUAUGAACCAACAAAAAGUCCCAUUACAAAUACUAUACACAUUCCUACUCAAAUAUAUUAAAAAUGGAGUAAUACGACAAGUGAAAGGCAUAAAGAAGGGAACGUAAUGAAGCGAUUAUUUUUGAAUCGAGAUUAUUAUAGUUUUAAUUCGAAAGCACUGAAAAAAUUGAAUGGUUACUAGUUACUACUACGAACAAAAAUCUUAAAUUAUAAAUUUUUAAACAAAACGUUAGCAAUACAUUGAGAAAUGAGACGAGAAAGUAAUCCAGUAGUGUUUGAAAUCUUAUAAAAGUUGUAAUGGAGGAAGUAAAUUCGGAAAAUGUGACUUAGGAAUGAAAAGUACGGCACUGAUUGUAAAUGAUUUUGUUUUUGUCUUGGUUUGGUUGAGAAAUAUGAAGUGAUUAAUGUAGGAACAUUGCACAAACGAGACGUAAUGACACAAUCAAAUCUUCAACGAAUUUUUUCAACUUUUUGCCACUCGCAAACAUAUGUCACGCGCGCGCCAGUAAUUUAUAAUCUUAAUUUCGUGAAAGCAGACGUCGUUGAUUUCCUUUUGUUCGAACACACGAAACAGAAUGAUACACACACACGAAAGUCAAUUCAAUUCGCAAACUUUAAAGCAGAAGAAGAAGAAAUUACAAAACGAUAAUAUAAAUAAAUGUAAAUGUAAUUGUAUAAUGUGUAAUUACAGAUUUUAACUACGUAUUAAGAACACAAACACAGAAUAUAUGAAGAUAUAUUUAGAAUAUAUUUAAAAAAGAUGAAUGACGUGAGGAAAAAUCGACAAAUCUGCUUUUACUCUGAUCGACACAGAAAAUCAAAUCGCAACAAUCAAUUUGCAAUUGUUUUGCCGAUUGCAAUUACAAUAAAACAUAAAGAAUAAAACUCGCACGAAUCAAGCAGCGCACUGGUGUUGAUGCAAAUCACAAUAAUGUAAUUAUAAUAAUCCGGCUGAGCAAACUGAUUACUUGAGUGUGUAUGUUGCCAUUGUUGUGUUUGCCUUCAUGUGGAAAACAAACUUAAUUCUGUGACUAUUAUUAUUACAUACUUUGAACAUUCCGUUUUGUUGGAAAGUGCGUACGCUUGAACGUUGUUAUAUUAAUUUUAUUCUGUACACACGAAUUCACACCGCAAUGAAUGUUAACUGCUAGCAGACGAUUUGUGCAGCACCCUAAAGACGCAAACGAGAAGGAGUCAAAGUUCGCAGAAUCCACUGCCGUUUUUUUCAUGGAACGCCGCAUAAAAGUUUUCAUGAAUCUCUCUAACUCUAACUCUAUAACUAAAGAAAAAAACUCUCUCUCGGCAUGAGUCAUGAUUCAUGUUCACGUUCACACAUUUUUGUAUGUUACUAGCGAUAAAAAAAAAACGAGUAGCGGUGAAUAUUCGACUUUCAAGAACUAAAUAGGAACAAGAUUCACGUUGAUUUGUUAGCCAUAUACAUAUCUAACCAUGGGGACGUUUUGCAGCGUAUGAUUCGGUCAAGGGGGGGAUUAACAUUCGGAAUUGAAUGCAAUUGAACACAAAACCAACGCGUAGAGAGGCUGAUCACAAACGGCAUUGUUGUAAGCGCAUCAAUUACAUGACAUAUACAUAAAUAAAUGAAUCGAUACUAUGUAAAUGUUGUUACAAUCGAAUAAAAACUAAUUUACUGUUGAA